AUGUCCACCUCCUCCACCCCCGCCAAGUUUGAGUUCCUCGUCAUCGUCCCCGACAAGCCCGGCACGCUGCAGAAGCGCCUUGAAGUUCGCGCGACACACCUGGCAAAUGUCAAGCCCCUCGUUGCCAAUGGCACGUACAAGAUGGGAGGCGCCGUCCUGAACAGCGUCCCCGAAGGCGCGGACCCAUCCGCUUUUGACUUUCACGGCAGCUCCCUGGUCGCCGUGGCCGAGUCCAAGGAGGCCGUCCUCGAGCAGCUCAAGAACGACAUCUACGUCACCAGCGGUGUCUGGGACCUGGAAAAGGCACAGAUCUUUCCCUUCAUCUGUGCCUUCCGGACCGCCAAGGAAUAA
Molecule: messenger RNA, 351 nt
Organism: Cordyceps fumosorosea ARSEF 2679
Lineage: Eukaryota; Fungi; Ascomycota; Sordariomycetes; Hypocreales; Cordycipitaceae
Product: Dimeric alpha-beta barrel
Exons: 3
Coding region: 1-351 (116 amino acids)
Source: RefSeq, a predicted model, not a curated record